Molecule: messenger RNA, 1011 nt
Organism: Branchiostoma floridae (Florida lancelet)
Lineage: Eukaryota; Metazoa; Chordata; Leptocardii; Amphioxiformes; Branchiostomatidae
Product: melatonin receptor type 1A-like
Exons: 2
Coding region: 1-1011 (336 amino acids)
Biological process (GO): G protein-coupled receptor signaling pathway
Cellular component (GO): membrane
Molecular function (GO): G protein-coupled receptor activity
Source: RefSeq, a predicted model, not a curated record
AUGGCGAACACUAGUACUAGCACGUUGGAACUGUAUUUAGUUCCAGCAGCUUUCAGUUUACUGGCUCUGUUUGGCGUUGUGGGAAACCUUUUGGUUAUCUUGGUGAUUCUUCAAAGCAGACGUCUUCGGACACGGCUGAAUCUCUUCAUCGUGAACAUCGCAGUGAGUGAUCUGAUCUUCACGGCGCUGUACGGCCCGGUGUCGGCCGUGUCGGUGGCGCGGUGGGGCGGCCUCAGGGACCACGCCGUCUGCGUCGUGACGGGGAUCGUCGGGCUGCUGAGUUGUUACGAGUCCGCGGUGCUGAUUGCCAUGAGCCGCUGCGUCCGCAUCACCAAGAGUCACCGUUAUGACGAGCUGUUCUCUCGUAAAAGGUGCGUGCUUUUCGUGUCAGUUUCCUGGGUGGUGGCCGUAUUUCUUACAACGCCCAUGCUGGCUGGGUUCGGUACGCCAGGGUUCAACCCGAUACUUCUGACAUGCGACUACGACGCAGUUGCAUCCUUUAUCUUCUUCGUCAGCUUUGUGCUACCGUUUACCACCAUCUGCAACGUUAUCAUCAUCGUUUCGUAUGCCAUGAUCUACCGUAAAGUUAAAGCGUCAUCAUCUCGUGUUCGCGGAAACAGGACGGACGAGAACAAAAUCCCGCCAAUCGUUUGGAGCCAGAUCAAGAACAUGGCAGCAAUAUACAUUGCCUUGAACAUCUGUGUGACGCCAGAAGUGAUCAUGAACAUCAUCGCACAUGAGACUGCGGACAACAUGCGAGUCCUAAACCUUGUGGUAAGAAUAGUUUUCACGUGUAAUUCCUGUGUAAACCCGAUCAUUUACACCACUGGAAACAAAGAGUUCCGGACUGAGCUGAAGACUCUAUGGGGACGUGUGUUUCAUGGAGAUCAGAAGCACGAACCAAACGUUGCGGAAAAAAUCAAUAUGAAGACACUGAGUCUUGUACAACAGGACACUGGUGCACAAACCCCUCAAAGGUUUGCGUCCAAUAUCAUGGAAACCCGUCUGUAA